This is a messenger RNA of Triplophysa dalaica, 7481 nucleotides long. It is a transcript of the gene evi5l, whose product is annotated as ecotropic viral integration site 5 like. The transcript is spliced from 20 exons. NCBI's taxonomy places the organism in Eukaryota, Metazoa, Chordata, Actinopteri, Cypriniformes, Nemacheilidae. The record is from RefSeq and is a predicted model, not a curated record. The coding region runs from base 369 to 2909 and encodes 846 amino acids.
CUCUUGUAGGCGUCGACUCCAGCUCUCCUUGAGGAAGCUCACCCUGACCACUCAUAUUUUCUUCUCAUGAGCAUCCGCAUCCGAGCAUCAAUAUGAUGCCGUAUUUACUUCCCGGCUUACCGUAGUUGUCCGACGGCGUCGUGCAAGAAAGGAUUAUCGGCACCUGCCGUUUUCGUGCUCGAUUGUCUUGGGCACGGCGAGCCGCGAGAUCCGUGAACGCGCCGGAGCAGCUUCAGUAAUGACACCGAAAUUCAGACUGUCCCGGGCCUGAUAAACGCUCCCUCUUCAAGAAGGCCUGUUCACGUCCACAGCGGCGUGACACCCCUGCAGCAUCUGUCCACUUCCUGCAUCCCGCUUGCUCUUCUGUCAUGUCAAGCCCUAGCAGCAGUCCGGAGAGAGAGGGAGGCGUGGUAGCUUCUGUCCGGCUCGAGGAUCUCUCAUCACCUCAGGGCUUGGAAACUGACCCUCCAUUUGUCGGCAGUCCGUUGCUCAGUCCGGACUCGAGUUCCCAUGAUGCUGCGCUCUCUGCGCCGGCGGCUUCCCCGGCUGAUUCAGAAAACCUCAGUCCAGAUGAGCUCGAGCUUCUGGCUAAACUGGAGGAGCAGAACAGGCUGUUAGAGGCCGAUUCGAAGUCCAUGCGCUCCAUGAGUGGAUCUCGGAGGAAUAGUGGCUCCUCUCUGGUCUCGAGCUCAUCUGCAUCCUCCAACCUGUCCCAUCUGGAGGAGGACACCUGGAUCUUGUGGGGUCGCAUUGUUAAUGAGUGGGACGAGUGGAGGCGAAAGAAGGACAAACUUCUGAAGGAGCUAAUAAGAAAAGGCAUUCCUCAUCAUUUUCGAGCAAUCGUUUGGCAGCUGUUAUGCAACGCCACUGAAAUGCCGGUGAAGAAUCAGUAUUCCGAACUCUUAAAGAUGUCUUCUCCAUGCGAGAAGCUCAUACGCAGGGACAUUGCCCGCACGUAUCCCGAACACGACUUCUUCAAGGGCCAGGACAGCCUGGGACAGGAAGUUCUGUUUAAUGUCAUGAAGGCGUAUUCUCUCGUGGAUCGAGAGGUCGGCUAUUGUCAAGGCAGCGCCUUCAUCGUUGGGUUGCUACUAAUGCAGAUGCCAGAAGAGGAGGCUUUCUGUGUGUUUGUCAGACUGAUGCAGGAAUACAGGCUUAGAGAGCUGUUUAAGCCCAGCAUGGCUGAGCUGGGUCUCUGCAUUUAUCAAUUUGAAUACUUGCUACUGGAGCAGUUGCCCGAGCUGAACGUUCAUUUCCGAUCUCAGAGUUUCCACACAUCUAUGUACGCUUCAUCCUGGUUUCUCACCCUCUUCCUCACUUUCUUGCCAAUGCCGAUAGCCACACGUAUAUUUGACAUCUUUAUGUAUGAGGGUUUGGAGAUUAUAUUUCGAGUUGGAAUAGCGAUACUGCAGUACAACCAGACAGACCUCAUACAGUUGGACAUGGAGGGAAUGUCACAGCACUUUCAGAAGAUGAUUCCCCACCAGUUUGACAGCUGCCCGGAUAAACUCAUCCUGCGGGCUUAUCAGGUCAAAUACAAUCCCAAGAGAAUGAAAAAAUUAGAAAAGGAGUACACCACCAUCAAGAACAAAGAAAUGGAGGAACAGAUUGAGAUUAAGAGACUGCGUACAGAAAACAGACUACUAAAACAGAGGAUCGAAGCACUGGAGAAAGAGAGUGCUGCAUUAGCAGACAGGUUGAUUCAGGGUCAGGUGACACGAGCCCAGGAGGCAGAGGAGAACUAUGUUAUUAAGCGCGAACUGGCCGUUGUUCGGCAGCAGUGUUCGACCACCAGCGAGAGUUUGGAGAAGGCGCAGGAGACCAUACGAGAACUUCAGCAACACAAGUACACAGAGGAGUUUGUGAGCGACCUGCAGACUCAGUUGGAACGGUCUCGGCUGCAGGAGGCAGAACUACUCGGCGCGUUGAAAGAAAUGCAAGACAAAGUGCUGGACAUGGAGAAGAGGAACAGCUCGCUGCCGGAUGAAAUCAAUGUAGCUCAGCUUCAGGAGGAGCUCAAGCUUGUGAAACUGAGAGAGCAGGAGACUCUACGCUCCUUCAAAGAGAUGCAGGAGGCCGUGACUGAUCUCAACCACUGCUGGCAGCAUCACACAUCUCGUGGAGGAGGAGGUCACUGGAAGGAAUCUCCGAAGAAGAAUGCAUUGAAUGAGCUGCAGGAUAAACUGAUGGGCAUGAGGCUUCGUGAGGCUCAGACUCAGGCUGAACUCAGAGAGGUCAAACUUAAAAGCCUGCAGCUGGAGACCCAGAACCAGAUCAAUUGUAAAGCAGUCAGUAGACAUGAGCAGGAGAGCGCCGCCCUGCAGGAGAGGCUGCAGAAUGCGCUUUCCUACAACAAAACACUACAAAGUCAAAUGAAUGAAAUGAAGAGAAAGCAGUCAGAGUCUGACUGUAAGAGCAAAGAAGAGGUGAUGGCCGUGCGGCUGAGAGAAGCUGACAGUAUGGCGGCGAUGGCCGAACUCCGACAGAAGAUCGCCGAUCUUGAAAUACAGAAAGAGGAAGGCCUGAUCCAGGGCCAGCUGAACCACUCCGACUCUAGACAGUAUAUAACUCAACUGAGACAGCAGAUCUCUGAACUCAAGAACGAGAUCAGGCAGCUGCGUGGACAGCCCUCCAAGUUCCAGAAUACUGGCGUUUUCCAGGACCUGUGUUUGGCCAGCCCGGCGUCCGCGGAAGGGGAUUAUCCCAGCUCGGACGAGGACCCUCUUCAUGGCCACUUACCUGUGAGCGCCCUGUACCCACACCACUCGUCGCCACGUCUGGACAGUCAGGGUAGCACGGACAGCGACGGUGAGGAACGGAAUCAACUCGAGAAUUCCUGCCAAGACGCUUUGGCCAACCAGCAGCAGCUUUACCCGGGCAUGGUAUGUGCCGAAGAACUAGAAAAUUGAGAUUCGUUGAAAGGGUGGGCAAGAGGACGUGAACGGAUAGAAAGAGACAACAAUAGACUGCAUAGCAGCGCAUGCAUGCAUUGCGUGCGAGAGAGAGAGAUACAUUCACCCAAAUUCUGUCAGAGGUACGGCAGGAAACCGAUGCAUAGCGCCACACUCUCAUAGUAUACUACACACUCACUCAUCUCUUUCUCUCUUUCUUUUGUCAUUUAGUGACUACGUGUAUUUCUUGAAUUAUUUACCCCUAUAAAGCACCAGAUUCCACGUGCACAUGCAUGAACGGGGUCCAAAAAUAACAAUUGGGAAGGUUUUUUGACCGUACAUAUCUUUUAGCGUGUGUUUGUGUGUGUAUAUAUUUUUCUGUAAAUAAUACUUUUUGGUACCAAAUGGUUUUUUUUAGGUUCUUUUCUUGUUUCUCCUUGAAAUUGCACUUGUCACAACGCAUAUUUUCUUUCUUAUUUUUAUUAUAUUAUGUGCCUCUAGGUUAACCUAGAGGGUAAACUAUCUUCUGAGGGUGAAGUUCUUAGAAGACUCGACUCAAUGUUUGUGUCUUUGAUUUAAAUUGCACGUGUCACUUUGGUCCGUCAGACAUGUUCUUGCAGUUCAAUUUGGACAUGUUUUAUGUUGCAGUUCCUCAUGAAGUUACCAGCAAGCUGGUUUCAUUUACUAACCGAACCCAAACUCAGUUUUUACUUGAAUCUGACGAGUGUUAAUUUUGGACCCUGUUGGGGGAUUGAUCACAUCAAGAAUGAAAGUUUGUGUUUACUUAAUGUAUGUCUGUGCAAUGUGCAUAUUUAUUUAAUAUUUUUAAACACAUACAUGUAUACAUUUUGCUCAUAUUUGCAUGAUCGGAUGGAUUUUAUUUAUCAUUUAAAUUAAAUAUAAAAAUGAAUAAAUGCUUAUAUGUAAACAUGUAUGUGUUUAUAAAUUCCAACUUAAUAUGCAUAGUACCAAGACUUAUAUUGUGUAAAGUAAAAAACUUUAUUCUGGAUGCGAGGUUCAACUCUGACAUCAGUGCCAGAAAGUUGAUUGUUUUUAUUUAUUUCACUUUUAUUCUUUCAAGGGAUCUGAAAGCAUAUUGGCCUUGAAACUACCUCUGAUUUAACACUCACUUAAACCCUGUGAAACUACUACCUUCACCAAUAACACACAGCCAUCAGGCUUGAAGUGAGAAGGGGCGCGGGAGAAAGCAGGACGCAGUUUCAGAUACCCCUGUGUUUAUUUCGAACAUUUUAUCUGUGGCUCUGGAUAUCAUAGCGGCAUGGCCAUCUCUCUAUUUGUCCAUCGAGUCUAUACGGUGUCUCUCUCAGACUGGAUGUUACGUUUUGUUUUUUUCUCAUGUGCACUUUUGUUUUUGUCAAACUCAACCAACACUACUAUCACUUUAUCGAGAGGUGACGGAUGAAGAGAACAUUGAAAGACAAGCAAGGACGAAAUGAACAAACUCUAAUUAUAUUACGUAAUAGGGAUGUUAAUAGUUACAUACAUAGGUGAAUAUUACAGUAGCUCAUUCAUGUAUAUGUGUGUGUGAUUUUUAUACAAAACAACAGCGAGCAACAUUUUGGAAGGCGAAACACUUUCAUGUCGACAUUGCCAAAUGUUUUUUUUGUUAUUUAUGUGUUGGUUGUCUAUGUGUUGGAACAAAGAAGUGUAGACAGUGGCCAAAAUAUGUAUUUUAGUUGUAUCAUUCCUGUGCCAAUCCUGACAGAACAGCACAAAGCUGAAACUACAGGGUCUCCAGAGAAGAGAUUAGUUUUCAAAAGGAUGAAGAAGAAAACCGCUGCUAUGACUAAACUAGUAAGAUAUUUAUUUUACUUUUUAAGUGAUAACUUAAAGUGUAUCGAUAUGGUCUGUAUGACUAUUAAAUACCAAGAAGUUAUUAUUGACUUGACUGCUUUAAAACUUUAUGAAGCAUUAAAGGAACAGGUCACACAAAAAUGAAAAUUCUGUCUUCAGUUACUCACCCUCGAAUUGUCCCAAAUCUGUGUACAUAAUAUAUUUGGAGGAAUGCUUGUAACCAUACAGUUCUUGGUUAUCAUUGACUACCAUAGUAGGAAAACUGCUUUAUAUAUUUUAUUCUUCUGUUGAACACAAGUAGAUAUUUUGAAGAAUGUAGGAAAGCAAACAUUUCUGGGGCACUUUUGACUCCAAUUGUCAUUUUUCCUAGUAUGGUAGUCAAUGGUGGCCCAGAACUUUUUUAUUACAAGCAUUCUUCCAAAUAUCUUUCUCUUUGUACAUUAUAACAAAUACUUUUUGGGAACAACCCGAGGGUGAGUCAAUGAUAACAGAAUUUGUAGAAAUUGAGUGAACUCUCCCUUUAAGACAAAAUGACUUCCUGUUGUUUUUAAGAAAGAGUUACUCGCUAUUGUCCUUUGGCUAUUGGUAUCAUUGUUGUUUUCAUUUAGAAAACAAAAGCAGGUUUACAAACAAAUAUAACUACCAAACAAAGUUAAAGCUGCAGUCUGUAACUUGAAAAAAACGAACAAAAAUCUGAUAUUGAGUACAUGAAAACAGUUAAAGCGUGCCCCGAUUCACGAUGGUAAGCUACUGUAUGAUUUAUAUGUUGAGCUUUCGGAUACGAUUUCAUAGGACUUGCUAAUUGUAAAGAAACCUGUUAUUUUAUGCUUGAAACAGAGAUGGCGAUAGAGAGGCAAAGCUACGGAUUGCAGUUAUUACACAUACACAACGUAAUAUAUUUAUUUAAAAAGUUUGUAAUUUAGAUUUUUUUCUAUCAUCUCCAAGAUUACCGACUGUCUCCGUACUGUCUUUCAUGCCAUGUUUGCCUAACUUUACACCGUGCAUCGUUGUCAUUGCCGUUCCCAUCACUGCCUCAUAUUAUCGCUAAAACUUGAUCUAUUGUCGCAAUUAUCUGACAUUCACGUGUUUACAUGAUUACAAACAUUAUCAUGUUUGGACAAGAUGGCAUUGAAUUCCAACUGGCAGUGAAUGCAAACCUUUGAGAAACAGUUGCUAGGCACAGCGCCGAGACAUGAAAGUUUGAAAGAUAAGCAUUUAUGUGCUGAUUCUGAGAUGAAAAGUGUUUGUGCGGCAUAACUUAUCUCAAAGGGUUGUCAAGUCUCAAAGUAGUCGCCUAGUAGUCUUGCUUUUGCCUACCGCAGUGUUAAAAGAACAAAAGCUGAAAAAGUAUGUAUUGUCAGUACUGUACACUGAUUUUGGACAUCCUUCAUGUUUUUGUCUUGAAAGAAAUUUCAACUAAAAUUGUGUUUGUCAGAACAACUCGAAGUAGUGAAAAUACAGUAUGUACAACACAACAAGAAUUUGUAAAGGAAGUUGCUCUGCACCUUUCAUUUUUUGCAACUUCGCUGAAAAUAGGGGCAACUUUGGGGGUCUCUUGCGGGUAGUGUUUGAACAUACGCAGUUUUGACUUCUGUUCCACUUUGACACAUCUGGUAAAGACGGCAAGGCAUGUUGUUCUUAAACUGCUCAAAACGAGACUGUAAAAUUGUACUGUUUGAGGCUUGCAGGCCAAGCUGUUGUUUUACCAACACUGUUGGAUUUCAAGCUGUUGAAGGAUCUGUGCUCAUAACUUGAUUACAUCACACGCAACGGUUUUGUGGCGUUUGAUUGACUUAUUAGGAACUCAGAAAUAGCUGUUUUGAAAUAAUCUGAUAAUGUGAGGGUUUUUGGUAAACCAACGAGCAAGAAGAAAAUGUUACAUGAUACGGUCAAACACAUUUCUAUUUCACUAUUUAUAAAUACUGAAUUAUUAAUGAAACAGUCAUAGACUAAUUUAAAACAAUGCUAUUAGAGUAACAAUAAUUCAAAUCACAGCACCUUGAUGUUUUGUGUCCAUUGUAGACACAGUUUUUCCUUUUUACAUCUCAGUGUUGGGAUUUGAGCUGAAUACUUGUAGUGUUGUCUCUUAUUUUAUUUAUUUUCCAUGCCCUUUGUAGUCCUGGAAGAUGUGAAUCUACCCUGGUGCCAUUAGAAACAUGUUCACAUACAGAUCGUGUUGUGUUCAAAGUCGCAUAUUCCCAUACUGUUUACUCCGUACUGUAUCAUGUUUUCAGUUUUUUUUAUUGUAGUACACUACAUUACAACCAAAUGUUUUCCUGGUUGUCUAAACAUUUUCUAAAUGUAAGGGAACGUGUUCAACUUGAUGCAUUGAAUUGGGGGAAAUCUAUUUUACACGCAUGUGCACACUUCAGUAUGCAUUGGGCAUACUACAUUUCCUGAAAAUGUAUUAUGACGGCUGUUUUUACCACCAUGUAAAACAGUGGAAAACGAAGUGCGACAUGAGAGGUCAAGAUGGGCGUCACAUGCUUACAAGUGUCGCCACAUUAAAUUACCGGGCAUGAGUUUAAGCGGGGCUGAUGUGAUCCUCUACCCUGUAGUUUUGCCUUACCUACAUUCACCGGUACUAAAAAAAAAAUCUCUUUACAUCCAUCAGACCGCAUAUACUCUGUCCUACGAUUUUACUCAUGUGUUAUUACGAAUAACAGUACUAAAGAGUAUAUAAAUGGCAAUGUUAUCAAAUGAUCAUCCUGUGUUCUGUAUUUGAUGAUAAAAAAUGUAUUAAAAAAAAGAAUAAACAUUUAUGCUAUACUCUCA